Dujonia railenensis is the source of this 609-nucleotide messenger RNA. Lineage: Eukaryota; Fungi; Ascomycota; Pichiomycetes; Serinales; Debaryomycetaceae. The record is from the annotation of a GenBank genome assembly.
AUGUCGGAGAAAAUCUAUAACCGCACGAGAAGCGAGAGUGCCUCAAGCAUAGAGUGCUCCGCAACCAGUGGCUUUGAUUCUGAGAAGAAAACAAGCAAGUGGGAUUACAUAGGAAGGAUUUUUCUAGUAUUGUUCAUACUCAUUGAAGCAUACAGGCACCUUCCAGAAUUUAGUGGCGGGUGUAGCCACACAGAUGCGAAUGACUUGGCAGGCGCUAACGAGUAUAACGUUGACCCAAGUGCCUCUUCACCAUUACCCAUGGAAGUUAGUCGUAUAGUCAGUGGUGCAUAUAAGACCUUUGCUAAUGAAGUGAAGGAAGAAGAAGACUACAUAAUUUUACCUACUAAGACUGCCGAAUACAACGGGAAAUUCGAUAGAAGGGCAGAUAAAAAGACUACAAAGACUACUGAUAAUCCCAAAUCGUCGGAGACUACGGCUGCCCUGAAGCCAACUAAAUUUUACAAUCAAGCUGGGGUGAGAUUUGUCUUUGUAUUGGCUGCCUUUGUCAUACUUAACAUGUUUGCAAUUGUUAUUCAUCAUAUCUACCAAAAGUUGAGCGGCUCGCAAAGGCGCUAUAGGAAUGUAGAUCAGAACAUUUCACCAUUUUAA